Messenger RNA from Pelecanus crispus (Dalmatian pelican), 6759 nucleotides. NCBI's taxonomy places the organism in Eukaryota, Metazoa, Chordata, Aves, Pelecaniformes, Pelecanidae. The record is from RefSeq and is a predicted model, not a curated record.
AUGCCUAUAGACUACUGCGUGGAAAGUUCCAAAGAGAAAGAAAAGUCUGUGAACUUGCAACAGCCCUGGAAAAAUGGGAGCAACAAAACUUUAAAAAGCACAGCUUUGGACACACUCCAUGUGUCUGCACAGCUUUCAAGUGAACUAGCACUUAAGACCUUGUGUAACAAAAUGGACUCUGGGGACACAGCUAUAGGGCAAAAAGCUACCUCAAGGUCUGGAGAAACUGCUAAAGUACCAAGUAGAUGGAGGCAAGAACAUCCAGCUGUUAUUAAGAUGAGCACUUUUGGCAAUCAAGAAUUACAGAGGCAACCACAAAUAGAUCACGAGCAAAUUGGAAACACAGCAUCAGCACAACUUUUUAGUUCUGGGAAACUGGUAUCAUCGAAUGAAACUGCACAGCAAGUCACAGAGAAGCAAUAUCCACAGCAUCGUCCAAGUCCUUACUCAUGUCAACAUUCACUUUCUUUCCCACAGCAUUCAUUGCCACAAGGCUUCUUGCACAACAUAAAGCCACAUCAGAGCUUGGAAGGCCCUCCGUGGCAGUUUCCUAGCCACUUGCAAUCAGUUGCCUCAGAGGACUUGUUUCCUUUUCAUAUGCAUAGCCAUAGCGGAGGUUUCUCCAGGAAGAAGAUUUCAAGUUUGAACCCUGCAUACAGCCAAUAUUCACAGAAAUCUUUAGAACAAUCAGAUGAUGCUCACAAAAAGGAGCACAAACCCAAAAAGCCUGGCAAGUAUAUUUGUCCUUACUGUAAUCGGGCUUGUGCCAAACCUAGUGUACUUAAGAAGCAUAUUAGGUCUCAUACUGGAGAGCGACCGUACCCUUGUGUUCCUUGUGGUUUCUCCUUCAAGACGAAGAGCAACCUUUACAAGCACAGGAAGUCACAUGCCCAUGCAAUUAAAGCAGGGUUGGUACCUUUCACAGAAUCAGCAGUCUCUAAAUUGGACCUAGAUGCCAGUUACAUUGAUGUGGAAGCUGAAAUACAUUCAGAUGGCGAGCAGAGCACGGACACUGAUGAGGAGACCCCACUCCUAGUGGAAGGGUCUGACAAACUGAGCCCUGUCCCACAGCUCCCCCUGGACAUUGCUAGCAGGAGCAGUUUUCACUCCUCCAUGGAAGAGUCCUUGGUGGGGCCAAUGAAAGUGCCCAUUUUGAUCAUCCCUAAAAGUGGAAUUCAGUUACCCAGUGAGAAUUCACCAUAUAUUGGCUCUGAUAUAUUGCAAAACCCAUCCUUAAGUACUAAGUCUGAUGACUCUCAUACAGUUAAACAGCGACUUGCACUAAGACUGUCAGAGAAGAAAGGGCAAGAUUCUGAGCAGUCGUUAAACCUUCUGAGCCCACACAGUAAAGGAAGCACUGACUCUGGUUAUUUUUCCCGCUCAGAAAGUGCUGAGCAGCAAAUUAGCCCACCAAAUACUAAUGCAAAGUCUUACGAAGAGAUCAUCUUUGGGAAGUUCUAUAGGAUUAAUCAAAGGACAGCACUAACAGUAGCCACAGCAAAUCAGGAACACAGUUUAAUGGGUAGAAAGGGCAAAGCAGAGCCAUUACCUCUUUUAAAUAACAGAUUAGAUAUCAAGAUGCUUGAGGAACAUAUUUCUCAGCUGACUCCAAAUAAAGAAGAACUCAUUGACUCCAGUAAUUUGAGCACUAUUAAAUCUACACAAGUUUAUCCAGGCAGCAAUACAGAAUCUAGGCAAUCCCAGACUACCACAUCAUCCAUCAAAAGUGAAUCCAGCCUGUACCAAGUCAGUCAGCAGGGUGACGUGCCCAUCCUUCUAGAGCCCCCAGUAGAUUCCACUCCUCUUAUUAGAAGUAACUCCAUGCCAACAUCUUCUGCAAACAACCUAAGUAUUCCCCCAUCUCUGAGAGGAAGCCAUUCAUUUGACGAGAAGAUGACUGGCUCAGAUGAUGUAUUUUAUCCUGGGACAGUGGGAAUAUCCCACCAAAGGAUGUUGAGAAGACAGGCUGCCUUUGAACUGCCCUCUGUGCAGGAAGGGCACUCAGAUUCAGACUAUCAUGGAAGACCAGGGAAAAAUAUCAUUAUUGCUUCCAGCAGACAAACAGCCGGUGACAAAGGACCAUCCUUAAAAGAGAAGAAAGGAGACAAGACCUUUUAUGACUAUGAUGCCAGCGGAAAGCACUACAGAAAGUGGGAAGAAUUUGAAGCUCAGAAGCAGAACUACAGGGACUCACCAUCCUUAGGUGGGAUGAACAAGGCAGGAGAGUACUUUGUUGAUCCACUUGGACAAUCUCAGGUGGUGCCAUCCAUGCUUGGAACAACUUUUGAAAACAGAAAGCGCAGGAAAGAGGAGAGUGUUGGAGAUGAGGAGGACAGUCCCAUGCUUUGCAGCAGUAUGACUGGCACCACUGGUGGAAUUCAGCCUUUGGACUUUGAUCCCAAAUCCCAAAUUCAGGAAGUGCCAAGGAGCGGAUUUGCCCUUCAAGGCCUGGACAAUGCUGCCCAUUGCCAUGCGGAACGUUUUGAAAUCUGCAGGCCUUACUUGCAGUCUGGAAGCCCGGCAGCUUCUCUGGAAGACUCAUCCUUAACUGCAGAGCAAGAAAAGACUGCAGAAUCACUGGCUAGAAAGCCCCCUGGAAAUGUCAUCUCUGUCAUUCAGCACACAAAUUCAUUGAGCAGGCCAAACUCAUUUGAAAGGUCUGAAUCUACAGAACAUAUGGCAUGCCAGCAGGAAAAGAUCUAUUCACCAUCUGAAACAUGCGAGAGUGAGAUUUGUGAGUCCCCAAUGAGCCCAGACCGAGCUCCACAAAUGGAAAAUGCUGACACCAGUAAGCCGUCUCCAUCCCAGCAGCCUCAGCCGUAUCAUAUGCAGCCCAGGUUGGUUCGCCAGCACAACAUACAGGUACCUGAAAUUCGUGUCACAGAGGAGCCAGAUAAGCCUGAGAAAGAUAAAGAAGUGCAGAGUAAAGAGCAGGAGAGAUCCACUGAAGAAUUCCAGUGGCCCCAGAGAAGUGAAACCCUUUCUCAACUUCCAGCUGAAAAGCUACCACCCAAAAAGAAGCGUUUACGACUGGCUGACAUGGAGCACUCCUCUGGAGAAUCCAGCUUUGAGUCCACAGGUACAAGCCUCUCUCGCAGCCCUAGCCAAGAAAGUAAUUUGUCCCACAGUUCGAGUUUUUCAAUGUCGUUUGAAAGAGAAGAGAAUAUGAAGUUCAUCACGCCUCCCAAACAAGAUGAGUUUGGAAAGCAGUCUGAGUUUUUAACAGUUCCAGCUGGUGCUUACUCACUUUCUGUCCCUGGGCAUCACCAUCAGAGGGAAAUGAGACGCUGCUCAUCUGAACAGAUGCCCUGUCCUCAUGCUGCUGAAAUCCCAGAGAUCCGAAGUAAAUCCUUUGAUUAUGGGAACCUGUCUCAUGCCUCUUCAGCUGUGACACCUACUACGGCACUGUCUCCAUCCCGAGAAAGGAAGAAAUGCUUCUUGGUUCGCCAGGCUUCCUUCACCGGUUUUCCAGAGAUUUCCCAGACUGAUCAGAGCACGGAACAAAGUAUAAAGCAGGAGCAGAUGGAACAUGCACAGGCUGGUCUUCGCUCCUCCCAGCUUGCCUGGCAUCACUCCCCUUCGUCUGUACUUCAGCCCAUCCAGGUAGAUGACUCUGGAAAACAGGCUAUUGGCUCUUGUGCUCAGCUUAGUAAUAGCUCAUCCCACCUUGCCCAGCAACAGGCUCUUCUUGCAGACAGCCCGGAAAUGUUAAGGGCUCCCUUGAUCCAGCAAGCACCUUAUAUUCCUAACAAACAUCCAUCAGAGCAGCAGCAGCUAUUUGCACAUCAGGAAAAAGUCCCAUUUCCCCCUAUUCAUAGCACCUUGUUUCAGUUCCCAUAUCCACCUGUCUGCAUGGUUCACUUACCACCGUCUCAGCAGCCUGUCUUGUGGCAGCCAUGCACAGAACCUCUACACUUCCAGCAUCAUUUUGUACAGCAGCUGCAGAAAUCUUAUGUCAAACAGCCUUUCCAAACAGACGUUCCUCCAAGUUACCACCUGGAACACACACCAGAGCUUAUUGGAAAGAAACCAGCUGAUUAUGUGCACGCUAAAGAGCAAGCAUACCAGCAUUUCUCAGGAACAUCUGGGCAGUAUUCAAAAAAUACUCUUGCUAAGUACCAGUCAGACCACAGCAUUAAACCAACAGAUACCUCCUCUGAGCAGCAUUUUCAGACAGAUUUUGACUCCCCAAGUGAUGGAUCUGUACAGUCUUUGCCAGGAACAGUUGUUCCCGUCAGGAUUCAAACCCAUGUGCCAUCUUACGGUAGUGUCAUGUACACAAGCAUUUCCCAGAUCCUUGGACAGAGCAACAGUCCUGCGAUUGUAAUUUGUAAAGUUGAUGAGACGGUUUCUCAAAGAACAUUGGCAACUAAUGCAACCAUGCAAGGGAUUGGAUUUAACAUAGCUCAGAUGUUGGGUCAGCAUGGAGGGCUAGAAAAAUAUCCUUUGUGGAAAGUGCCACAGACACUACCACUCGGACUGGAGCCACCAAUUCCCCUGUGUUUGCCUUCCAGUUCUGACAUGGCUUCUACCUUGGGAGGAGGCAAACGAAUGCUUUCACCUGCCAGCAGCUUGGAGCUCUUCAUGGAGACCAAGCAGCAGAAACGAGUCAAAGAAGAAAAAAUGUAUGGGCAGAUAGUUGAGGAGCUAAGUGCAGUUGAGUUAACUAACUCAGAUAUAAAGAAAGAUUUUCCAAGAAUGCAGAAGCCUCAACUAGUACGGCAGAGCUGUGCUACCGAGCCAAAAGAAAGUCUGCCAUCCAUGUCAUCCUCUUCACCGCUGUCAUCCUCAUCAUCUCAAGAUUUCCCACCUGUUAGCAUGCCAACAGCUGAUGCUUUCCCCCUGAGCAGGGAGAAACUUUCCAGUUUUGAUUCCACGUCACCAGGGCAGAAGUCCAGUGGCCCUUCUGAAGGAAGAGACUCGCCAGAAGAACUGGAUGUGGAUGAAACAGCCUCAGAUAUGAGCAUGAGUCCACAGAGGUCUUCAUUGCCACCAGGAGAAAUUCAGCCAGAAGACCAACUGAAACAUCAAAAAUUGCCUCUCGGGAUGUUAGUCCAGAUGUCAUCCAAUACCAGUGGGAAAGUCACAGGCUCAACCAUUCUCCUGACAGACGUAGCAGAUUUUCAGCAGAUCCUUCAGUUCCCAAGUCUGCGCACUACUACUACUGUGAGCUGGUGUUUCUUAAACUAUACAAAACCCAAUUACAUUCAGCAACCAACCCUCAAAUCUUCUGUUUAUGCUUCAUGGUGUAUAAGUUCAUGUAACCCAAACCCAUCUGGGCUAAGUACAAAGACCACCUUAGCACUUUUAAGGUCCAAGCAAAAAAACACCACAGAAAUCUACACUCUGGCUGCUAUGCAUAGACCUGGAGCUGGUAAACUGACAUCAUCAAGUGCAUGGAAGCAGUUUGCUCAGAUGAAACACGAGCCAUUCUUCUUGUUUGGCAGCAAGCUUGAAAAGAAAGUAGUGGGGAAUAUUAUAAAAGAAAGAGUAAAAGGAGACAUUCAUGGAGAUAAAGACAUUACAUCCAAACAAACUGAGCCGAUACGAAUUAAAAUCUUUGAAGGAGGGUAUAAAUCAAAUGAGGAUUAUGUCUAUGUCAGAGGUCGUGGCCGAGGAAAGUACAUUUGUGAAGAAUGUGGAAUUCGCUGCAAAAAGCCAAGCAUGCUCAAAAAACAUAUCCGCACUCAUACUGAUGUCCGGCCUUAUGUAUGCAAGCUGUGCAAUUUUGCCUUCAAAACUAAAGGAAAUCUGACAAAACAUAUGAAGUCUAAAGCACACAUGAAAAAAUGCCUGGAGCUUGGAGUAUCAAUGACAUCCAUAGAUGAUGCUGAAACUGAAGAAGCAGAAAACAUGGAGGACAUGCAGCAGGAGGCAGAGAAGAGUAGCAGCCUGGCAGGUCUUUCAGCAGAGCACCAGUUUUCUGACGCGGAGGAGUCAGAUGGCGAGGAUGGCGAUGACAAUGACGAUGACGAUGAAGAUGAGGAUGAUUUUGAUGAUACUCAGGGAGACUCGACACCAAAAACCAGAUCAAGAAGCACCAGCCCACAGCCCCCUCGGUUCUCCUCCCUGUCGGUGAACUCAGCUGGGGCGUCGCAGGGGGCUUCCCCCGAGGGCUCCCUUCCCGUGGGACACUCCUCCCUCAUCAGUUACUUGGUCACCUUACCUAGCAUUCAGGUUACUCAGCUUAUAACACCAAGCGACUCCUGUGAAGACUCACAGAUGACAGAAUAUCAGAGGUUUUUCCAGAGCAAGAGUACCGAUUCAGAGCCCGAUAAAGACAGGUUAGACAUACCUAGCUGCAUGGAUGAGGAUUACGUGCUUUCGAUAGACCCCAGUUCGUCUCCAAGGGACCUCUCACCUUCCAGUCGACAGUCGUCACCUGGCUACGAUUCUUCACCCUAUAGAGAUAACUCACCAAAGAGGUAUUUAAUGCCAAAAGGGGAUUUGUCACCCAGAAGGCAUCUGUCACCCCGAAGAGAUAUUUCACCCAUGAGGCACCUUUCCCCACGGAAGGAGGCUGUGCUGAGGAGAGAGUUAUCCCCAAGACGGGACGCAUCACCAAGACGUCACCUAUCGCCAAGGAGACCAAUGUCACCAGGAAAGGAUGUGUCUGUUCGAAGAGAUUUGUCUCCUAGGCGAGAGAGGAGAUACAUGGCCUCUGUUAGAGCGGCAUCUCCCCGGAGGGGCUUAUACCAUAAUCCGGCAUUGUCCAUGGGUCAAUAUUUACAGUCUGAACCUAUUGCAGUGGGGCAUUCA